Molecule: messenger RNA, 552 nt
Organism: Kwoniella shivajii
Lineage: Eukaryota; Fungi; Basidiomycota; Tremellomycetes; Tremellales; Cryptococcaceae
Exons: 1
Coding region: 1-552 (183 amino acids)
Source: RefSeq, a predicted model, not a curated record
AUGAUGUCUGCCAACCGAUCCACCAGUGAUGGAACAGUGUCCGCUGUACAAAAUACUAAACAUUCUACAAGUAGUGCGUCUGAUCUUCCCGCCGCAGAGGCAGGUCCAUCUCGAGCUACUCAUACCGUGACUGUUCGACCCAAAAUAACACUUGAAUCGGAAGAUGAUGAGAGGGGCUCAGUCUACUGUUUCACGUGUGGUGUCGAUACCAAAUCAGAUCUCCCUGGAGCUCAGUGGGUCGCCAGACAUCUUCCUCCAUUCUUGGGUGUGGGAAGUAAAGCUAGGGACAUCAGUGAAAGGGUUAGCCAGAUCACCAAAGAUUUCCAAAAAGAAACCUGGUACGUUCCUGGUAGCCAACGGUCUGCACGGGCUGCGAAUAAUGCGAUCCGGCGUGAGAUUGGUGAAAAGAUCAAGGAACUCAGUGAAUCCAAUCCUGAUAUCGUGUUUGAAAUGGAGGGUAUUGAAUGCUUGGGACCGGACGACAGUGAAGGUUUCAACGAGGGAAUCACUAUGGAAGUGGAUGUUGAAGUCCAGUCUAGAGUCAAUGCCUAA